Suillus plorans is the source of this 2832-nucleotide messenger RNA. RefSeq lists its product as uncharacterized. The record is from RefSeq and is a predicted model, not a curated record. The coding region runs from base 38 to 2743 and encodes 901 amino acids. The transcript has 6 exons. NCBI's taxonomy places the organism in Eukaryota, Fungi, Basidiomycota, Agaricomycetes, Boletales, Suillaceae.
AAUUCAAGAAUCAGAACACGUUCGUAGCUGGGCCGCCAUGGAACUGUCAUCCGAGCCACCCAUGGACACGCUCUAUGCAUCGCAGAGCACUUCCGAGAACGAGAAAAUUCUUGUCCAUCCAGAUGGUAGAGGAUUCAACAUCCAUUUGCAAGUCAAUGGGAUAUCAUUACGGCCAAACUUGGUUCGUAUGAUGAAGAAAGGGGGGGCGUACGCCUGUCGCCCAGAGGAUGCAGACAUCAUUCUCGUUGAUUCUUCCCAACUCGAUGGAAAGCGUCUCAUUCGUACCUGGCAUCAGACCCCAGGGAAAGCCGUUCUUGAAUUUCAAUGGCUACGUAAAAGUAUCGAAGCUAGGAAACCUCUCCUUGAAGCCGAUGGCUGGGGUGGGACAGAAACUUUGGAUGAUGGCAAACCCAUCGUCGAAGUGGCUGCCGAUGGCGGAGAAGCAGAGGUCGAACAGCUCGUCUCAAAAAGUCCGCUACCUACGCCCCGCGUUACGCCUGAGGAACCACUUACAAAGAGAAUCCUUAAUAACGUCUCUGCAACUCCGGCUGCAUAUGUCCCUCUAAUCCCGAAUGAUCCAAGGCCAUCUCAGUCACCGCAAGAAGCUCCACUCGUCGUUUCACAAAAUCUACGGCAGCCUUCGGAACAUGCAGGCCAACCUAUGUAUAAUCACACACCAAGCAUUUCCCCACCUGUUCAAUCAUUUAAUACUCCUCAACCCAUUGCACCACCUCAGCAGCUCACUUCAGCAUUACCUUAUAAUUUGCAGGCUCCUCCGCAACCUCAGUCAGCACAGCCUGUCACACCAGCUUCAUUUCCGCAUGUCCAGUUCUCUCAGACUCCUCUACAAACCCAGUCAACACAAUCCGUCACGCCAGCACCUUUUAUGCAUCCCCAGUUUUCCCAAGUAUCUCAGUUUUCUCAGCCACAAUUUUCGCAAGCUUCACCGUUCCCUCAACAAUUUUCUGCUCCUCAACAACAAUCAUACCAGCUUGGCCAAUUUGCUCCGCAACAGCUUAUUUCUGGUCACAUGCCAUACAUACAGCCCCAAUCAAUGACGAUGCCAACGGGCAUGCCAUUUCACAACUUAAGGGACCCGCAGAGUUUUCAAAUGCUUGUGACUCUGAUGGAUGUUAUGAGGAACACCAACGGUGGUGAAUUCUUGCAGGCGGGACAGCCGUCACCUAUGUAUCCCCAAAUAGAAGCUUCAUCCAGUGCUCCGUCUGCCAUCCAUAACGAACAAACACCAGAUUCAAUCGUUGCUCCGGACCAACCCUACCCUCCUUCAUCGUCUUCUUAUAAAUCACGCAGCCCAACUCCCGACGUCGUUGUGUUGAAGUACCCGGAAAAACAACCUCGUCCUUCCGGACACAAACCUCGCACCGACAUAUCUUCUCGUGCGCCUUCUACAGUUUUGCCCCCUCCUUCAGUGAAGCGCAAAGCUGUUCACGAAGCCAUGUUACCCCCAAAAGCGCCAGGAAAGCCGCCUAAGAAACGAUCUCUCAAGGGCAAGGAACGUGUUUCAAUAUUCGACGAAUCUGAUAAUGACGAAGGUGCCCCUCCUACCGGUUCAGACGAUGUAUUUGAGCAGUCUCUUUUGAGCUCGCUGGGCCGCACGAAUGCAGGAAAGAAUUCUGGAGAGGUGUUUCUUGACGAUCAAGGGCAGCCUUUGACAUUCUUUGUGCAGGUUGAUCUGCAGGGGCGAUCAGGAGUGGUUUCGAACAUCAAGAAAAAUAAAGGCAAGAUCAUCGGGAGUAUUGCAGAUGCAGAUUAUGUCAUUCUCUUCACGCGCUCGCAGACAUUCCAAGGCCUCUUGAGUGAGGCCCAUGCCUGCGACAAGGUUCCGAUUCAGUCGGCAUUCGUUGCCGAUUGCAUCGCUGAAAACAUGUUGUUGGAUGAAAGCGAGUACAUGCUCGACACGGUCUCGACCAAAAAUGCGAAGCGCGGCAGACCAAGUAGCGCAUUUUUUGAAUUUGUGCAGGUGGAAGUUCCUUCUGCCAAGAAAGAAGGCCAGAAAUCUGCAUCAAAGCCGAAGCCAAAGCCAAAGCCAAAGCCGAAGAGGACCACGCCAACAGAGACGCCAACAAAGAAAGUGAAAAAGAUAUCAGCGCCCACUUCCCCGCAAAUAUCAGCAGCACCGCUGCCACCGUCCUCGAAGGAGGCAAAGUCCCAUCAUGCACGACGGUCUCCUACCCCUCCUCCCCCAGAGACGCGCAAAUCCAUGAGAGAUGGGAAGUUUCACUUUACGCAGCCAGAAAUUGAGUACUUCUGCCAGUAUGCUCAAUUCCUGCUCAAUGAAGACCCAACGAUGUCCACCACGGUCUUGCUUCAAGCUAUACACAAAAAGAUGCCGCAUCACUCAGUUGGGUCCUGGCAGAUGCAGGUGUCUUCGAAACUGAAAACACAACUUACUGAAAUUCGCAAGAGGGCAAAUAUUGCAUUUCGCAAGUCUUUGAAUGGGAAUAUCGAGAAAUCAACUGGGGAGGAAAGACCUGGCCCGUCCAAGAAGCCUCGAUUAGCUUCCCCUACUGUAUCGCAAGAAACUCUGGAACGAGAGGAUUUUGAAGUAAUCUGUGGAUUCUUUGCUAACGGUGGAGGGGACGAUAAUAAUGACGAGAGGGUAUGGGAAAAGUUAUCACAACAUCGACCUUGCAAAAGCGCAGAGUCUUGGCCAGAGUAUUACACGACACACCAAAAUGAAGUUUAUGCACAUAUCGAGGAGCUUGUACGCUCCUCCAGCUAGGUGAACGAUCCAUGAGUGACUUUGUGGUUUUUAUGAACCGUUCUGUCAUGCUGUAUCUUCAAGUAUCUGUUUGAAUGCACUUGAAAUUC